AUGGAAUGCUUGACUGCGAGUUUCACCGCGAGGAAUGCGGGUAGGGAGUAUAACUUCGUAUGCCCGAGUAGGCCCGCGUGCGAGAAGCAAUGGAUUCCAGGAAGGGUUCUCUGCUAUUUUACAGCUUGCCCAAACUCUAGCAGACGCUGCAAGUUUGCCACUGGGGUGUGUCCCAUCAGCCCAGUUGUUGGCAGGCAUUCACGCUGGAGUUCUUUCGCAGCAAGUUUGAAUUCAGAAAAUGGGCCUGCACCAUCGAGUUCGACAUCGUCUUCAUCAGGGCAGACUAGUGAGCAGCUGACCUCAGCUGAGUUGAAAUCUCUUUUGGCUGAUAAAGAACGAAGUAAGCUUUUGAGAAAGCUAAGUGAAGCAAACCAGCAGAACCGGUUUCUCAAGAGACAGUCGCAAAUAAAGGAUGAUGCAAUUGUAAAGUUCAGAAGUGAACUUGCUGUUUUGGAGCUUGAACUGCAGGCUUUGGUUGGCCUAGCUGAAGAGAUUGCUAAUUUUGAUGUUCCAUCAGGGUCAAGGAAGGUAAAUGGAAAAUAUAUUCAGUCUCAUCUUCUCUCCAGAUUAGAAGCUGUUCAUGAGAAGGUUAUGGUACAGAUAAAGGAUAUCGAGUCUUUGAGACCUCGAGAAAUCGCUGUCCAUUGGGUUGGCAUGGCUGAGAACGUGCAAAUUAUGGGAUCCUUCGAUGGCUGGUCACAUGGUGAGGCAAUGUCGAGGGAAUAUUCAGGGGAUUAUGCGAGAUUCUCUGCGACUCUGAGGCUUAGACUUGGGAGAAUUUUGAAAGCUCUACCUGACUCCGACGCACGUCAAGGAAGGGACAAAGCCUCCUCAUCAGUAACAGUUGUAUGGUUAAGGCAUGCAGAAGUAAGGCUAGUCUGA
Molecule: messenger RNA, 882 nt
Organism: Triticum turgidum subsp. durum (durum wheat)
Lineage: Eukaryota; Viridiplantae; Streptophyta; Magnoliopsida; Poales; Poaceae
Source: the annotation of a GenBank genome assembly